This is a messenger RNA of Fonsecaea multimorphosa CBS 102226, 1242 nucleotides long. RefSeq lists its product as uncharacterized. The coding region runs from base 1 to 1242 and encodes 413 amino acids. The record is from RefSeq and is a predicted model, not a curated record. Lineage: Eukaryota; Fungi; Ascomycota; Eurotiomycetes; Chaetothyriales; Herpotrichiellaceae. The transcript has 3 exons.
AUGGCGGCAAACAACAAGCUCCCCCUGACAAACAACAACAUGCAUACCGCGACGAACAGCAACAGCAAUGGCGGUAGCAGCAAUAUGCCGCCUGCAAGUCCCAGCCACAGUAGCACUGCGGAUGACGAAUCGUUCUAUGGCCUACCAGAAAUUCCACCAAUUUCCAGGAUCUGGGGAAAAUAUGGGUUCGCAGUAGAGAUCAUUCAACAGCCCAAACGUGCUCGCAUGUGUGGGUUUGGGGACAAGGAUCGCCGUCCUAUCACGCCGCCUCUUAUUGCCAAGCUCCACAUCUUUGAUCCAGAGACCCAUAAAGAGAUCGAUUAUAGCAAAGUCGUCGACCUGUCAAAAUUUAUCCUCGGCGUUGAUUUGUGGGACGUGUAUGGCACUCACGAAGACAACUGUGUCAGAAACAACACAACAUCUCCCUCGAUAUCGUCAACCAUCACCACUCCUUAUCCUCCAGUCGCCACCGGUGGGUUGCGUUCGGUGCAGCAACUUCGCCCUUAUGAUGUUACAAAUCUCCCAAGUUGGCGUGGAGCCAGAGAUCCCGGCUCCUCGUCCACACCAACGAGUGCCCCCACAUCUGCCUCUUCUACCUACAACAACGAUUCCUUGGAACAACGUAAUCCAUCGUACCCAUACAAUAACGACAUGCAUUACAAUGGUCAACACCAGAAUGGCUACGACAAUCCUUCACAUCGCCGAACCUCCCCUCAUGAGCCAAACCCUUCGUCAGCCGCACCGCUACGUUCCGCUCGAUCUUCGCAAGACCUGGGACAUCUAACCCCGGUCAGGGGUGAACCUUCCAAGAACCUCAUCGGCCAGUGCCACACUAGUGUCCAAAGGUUGGACGAUGAGAAUAAGGAGGUAGGACUCUACUUCAUCUUCCAGGACUUGAGUGUGCGGACGGAGGGCUGGUUUCGACUCAAGUGUGCCCUGUUUUGCUUGGCGAAGCUCGUCAUGGACGAUGAUGACGACAGCGACCCUACCUCGAAUGAGCUAUAUCAAGAAGCACCCUGUCUGGCUUCGACAUUCACGCUGCCGUUCAAGGUCUUCAGCGCGAAAAAGUUCCCUGGGGUGGUCGAAACCACGCAUCUGAGUAGAAUUUUUGCGGACCAAGGGAUCAAAAUACCUAUUCGUAGGGAUGGGCAGAGAGGAAAGAGAAGGGCUGAAGAUGAUGGCGAUGGCGCAAAUGGAGACGGCGAAUACGAAGGAGAAGAUGGAUCUGAAGAGCCGGUGUAG